GAUCCAUCGAAGCCGAAGAAGCUCCCCCUCCCCUCUGACAACACCGCGCGAAAACAUAACACAGCCCCCCUCUCCAGUCGUAAAGGCAGCCCCCGCAAAGGCUUCGAGCGGGCGUUGCCGCGCUCCGAUUUGAACCGGGAAGCGGGGGACGAAGGCCCCCGCCUCACCGCCACGCCUCCGCCGCGCCGCGCGGGCCGGAGGCGGAAACCCUAGCGAUGGCGGCGUCCGUGGACGCGGCCGCGGCCGUGGCCGCGCCUGCUCCCCCGCCGCCCGUCGCCGCGCCCGAGGAGGCCGGCGGGGGCGACGCGGAGCAGGCCAGGAUCCUCAUCGGGGCGCUCAACCUUCUGUCGCGCAACCUCCCGCUUCCACCCGCCGUCCUGCGCGCGGUCUCGUCCAUCUACCACGGCGGCGAAGACGCGGACCAGGAGGAGGAGGAAGGGGCCGAGGGCCCGUCGCUGGUCGGGGAUGAAGGCGGAGAGGGGGAUCCCGCUGACGCCGUCGAUGCGGCCGAGGAAGCCACCUUGAUUCAAGAGCUUGAAGAUUCUAUAUAUAGAAACCAAACGACACACAUGUCGUCCUCAAAGUUGACUGCUCUAAAAGAUGAACGCUUCAAUACCUGCAUCCAGCAUCGGUUAUCUGAACUCGAAGGGUUACCAUCUACUAGGGGUGAAGAUUUGCAAAUGAAGUGUUUACUCGAAUUAUAUGGGCUCAAGUUACUAGACUUGCAGAAGAAAGUACGGUCUGAUGUCAAUGCUGAAUACUGGCUACACAAAAAAUGUGCGCAUCCUGAGAGGCAAUUAUUUGACUGGGGGAUGAUGAGGAUACGAUAUCCUUUUACCAUGUAUGGAAUAGGGGAUGGGUUUUCAAUGGAUACCGAUGAUAUCCAUCGCAAAAAGAGAUUCACCGAGAGGAUCUCAAAGCUUGAAGAGGAGGAAAAAAAUCAGGCUGAGACCAGGAAGAGAAGAUUUUUUACAGAAAUUCUUAAUGCUGCUAGGGAAUAUCAAGUGCAAACAUCGGCUACUUACAAACGAAGAAAGCAACGUAAUGAUGGAGUUCAGGCAUGGCAUGUCCGGGCGCGCCAGCGUAUCAAUCGACUUGAAAAAAGUAGGUUGCAAGUUUUGAAAGCAGGUGAUCAAGAAGCGUAUAUGCGGAUGGUUGAGGAGAGCAAGAAUGAACGGCUUACGAUGCUCCUUGAUAAGACAAAUGAGCUUCUAGAAGGAAUUGGGAAAGCUGUACAGCGACAAAAAGAUGCUGAGCAUGUUAGUCGUCCUGAAGGGUCUGAAGACUCAGAAUCUGAUGAAUCCCCCGAGGAGUCUCCUUCAGAUGAUGAUGCAGAUACACACGGUUCUGCAAAUACUAGUAAAUUUAAUGCUGCUGGCCGUAGGCUUGAUUCUACUGUCCAUUCCAUCGAAGAGAAGGUAACAGAACAACCGUCAGCCCUUGUAGGUGGGGAGUUGAGACCAUAUCAGUUAGAGGGUCUCCAAUGGAUGCUUUCUUUAUUCAACAACAAUUUGAAUGGCAUUCUGGCUGAUGAAAUGGGUUUGGGGAAAACAAUUCAGACCAUAGCUUUGAUCGCUUAUCUUUUGGAAAAGAAGGAGGUCACAGGACCUCACUUAAUAGUAGCUCCCAAAGCAGUACUACCAAACUGGUCUAAUGAGUUCAAAACAUGGGCUCCCAGUAUUGGUACAAUUCUGUAUGAUGGUCGUCCAGAUGAGAGAAAAUCUCUCAGGGAAACAAAUUUUGGAGGACAAUUUAAUGUUCUGCUCACACACUAUGAUUUGAUACUGAAAGAUAAGAAGUUCCUGAAGAAGGUUCACUGGCACUAUUUGAUAGUUGAUGAAGGACAUCGCUUGAAAAAUCAUGAAUGUGCUCUUGCUCGCACACUAGUUUCCGGAUAUUUGAUCCGCCGCAGACUACUUUUGACUGGCACUCCAAUCCAAAAUAGCCUACAGGAGCUGUGGUCAUUGCUCAACUUUAUUCUACCAAAUAUUUUUAAUUCAUCUGGGAAUUUUGAGGAAUGGUUUAAUGCACCGUUUGCAUGUGAUGUUAGCAUUAAUGAUGAGGAAGAACUAUUGAUCAUACAUCGUUUGCAUCAAGUUUUGCGUCCAUUUUUGCUCCGUAGGAAAAAAGAUGAAGUGGAAAAGUAUCUCCCUUCAAAAACACAAGUAAUACUGAAGUGUGACUUUUCAGCUUGGCAAAAAGCAUACUACGAGCAAGUCGCAAGCAAGGGAAAGGUUGCCCUAGGAUCUGGACUCAAACCAAAGGCUGUGGCAAACCUAUCGAUGCAGCUUAGGAAGUGCUGCAAUCAUCCUUACUUAUUUGUAGAGCAAUAUAACAUGUAUCAGCGCGAGGAGAUUGUUAGAGCAUCAGGGAAGUUUGAAUUGCUCGAUCGGCUACUUCCAAAACUGCAUAGGGCUGGUCACAGGGUUCUGCUUUUUUCUCAGAUGACAAGAUUGCUUAAUAUUUUGGAAGUAUAUUUGCAGAUGUACAAUUUCAAGUAUAUGAGGCUUGAUGGAUCAACGAAAACUGAAGAACGAGGGAAAUUAUUGGCAGAUUUUAAUAAGAAGGACUCAGAGUACUUCAUUUUUCUUCUCAGCACACGAGCUGGAGGCCUUGGAUUGAACUUGCAGACUGCAGAUACAGUUAUUAUUUUUGAUAGUGAUUGGAAUCCUCAGAUGGAUCAGCAAGCUGAAGACCGUGCUCAUCGUAUAGGACAGAAAAAUGAAGUGCGUGUAUUUGUUCUUGUUAGUGUUGGAUCAAUUGAAGAAGAGAUCUUGGAUCGUGCAAAACAGAAGAUGGGUAUUGAUGCAAAAGUUAUCCAGGCUGGGUUGUUCAACAACACCUCCACAGGUUUGUAUGCCAUUGCUGGCUGUCCUGUUCCUGUAUCUCUUUUCUCCAUGAUGUAUUCAAAUGUGGAACUCAAAAAUAUUGUAUUGAUCUCUCGUGCAGCUCAGGAUAGGAAAGCGUUGCUACAGGAGAUCUUGAAGAGAGGAACUAGUACACUUGGAACUGACAUCCCUAGUGAGCGUGAAAUAAAUCGUUUGGCUGCUCGAACUGAGGAAGAGUUCUGGUUAUUUGAGAAGAUGGAUGAAGAGAGGCGACGACGAGAAAACUAUAAAUCCAGGCUGAUGCAGGGACCUGAGGUUCCAGAAUGGGUUUUUGAUAUCAGUGAAACCUUAGCUGAGAAGCUCCUUGCGGAAGAAGCCAAAAAUCCUGUGAUAAACACAAAGAGGCGAAGAAAGGAGGUUGUCUAUUCGGACUCUUAUGUUGAUCAAUGGAUGAAAUCUGACGAGGUAUACGAAGACAUCCCAAAGAUGACUCCAAGAGCAAAACGGAGUGCUUAUUUAUCCGAUAUACAGGAGGUUGAUUUACAUGAUAGGGCAAAAAGGCUCAAAUAUUCUGACAGCGCCGAUGGCGCAGGCAACUCAACCUGGACACCAGAGAAAGGAAGAGCUGGAGUUUCUUCCUACAGCAAGGAUGAGAACGAAGACGACAAUGACGAAGACGAAGUCACCGCCGGUGGUUUGCAGCAGGGUGGUAGCUUCACCUGGAAUACCCUCAGGAGGAAAAGGUCAAGCCACUCCACUAAUCCGUCGUCGGACCCUAAAGGGCGCUCGGCAUUUUAAUGCCCAUCUGAUAGGAGUGCCAUUUAGAUGCAUGUCUGCUUUCUUCCUUGUGAGGAAAAGUGCUCCGAUAGAGAAACUAAUACAGUUUCUUCAGAAGUGCAUCUAAGCUCAUCAACUUUAGGACUAGUGCAGUAUUUUAUGAAUUGGUUGGUAUUAAACUGUAUCUUCAUCAGAACUCGGAAUGUUUCCUGAUAUGUUCGAUGCUUAAAUAGAAACAAUGUUCCUCAUGUCA
Messenger RNA from Triticum dicoccoides, 3858 nucleotides. RefSeq names its product probable ATP-dependent DNA helicase CHR12. Gene Ontology annotation, molecular function: ATP binding; histone binding. The record is from RefSeq and is a predicted model, not a curated record. Lineage: Eukaryota; Viridiplantae; Streptophyta; Magnoliopsida; Poales; Poaceae. The transcript has 11 exons. The coding region runs from base 216 to 3626 and encodes 1136 amino acids.